UGCACCACUUUUUGCCGAACAACUGGUCACACUCGAAGCCAGAGAAGAAAAAGGCGGUCCGCCGCGAAUUAAACCAUAAAAUUUGCGCUAGUUCUGUUUGAUUUGCUAUCUAUUUACUAGCAUAAUGAGCAGCACCAAGGUGCCGGCAGAGUGGAAGCGUCGCGUCAAGUCGGAGUACUUUAAAAUACGUCAGCAAAAGCGGCACAAGCGAGCAGACGAAAUAAAAGAGGCGUGGAUAAAGAACUGGGACGAGCACAACCACAAUGUGCAGGAUCUGUACUGCGAGUCGAAGGUGUGGCAGGCCAAGCCGUACGAUCCCCCGCAUGUGGGAUGCGUGAAGCGAGCAGAAAUCACUAGCUACAGCGGCAACCCCAGCGGACCACAGCGAGUGCCCAUUUGUGUGAUCAAUGCCGUGACUCCCAUACCCACCAUGUAUACAUGGGCGCCCACACAGCAGAACUUCAUGGUCGAGGACGAGACGGUGCUCCACAACAUACCCUAUAUGGGCGAUGAAGUGCUGGACAAGGAUGGCAAGUUCAUAGAGGAGCUUAUAAAGAACUACGACGGCAAAGUGCAUGGCGACAAAGAUCCCUCCUUCAUGGACGAUGCCAUCUUUGUCGAGCUGGUGCAUGCGCUGAUGCGCUCCCACAGCAAGGAGUUGGAGGAGCCCGCUCCAAGCACUUCGGUAAAAGCCGAGACAGCGGUAAAGCCCAAGGAAGCAGACGUGGGGGACGGUGCGGAGAUGAAAGUGGAGGUUGAAGGCGAUGGGAAAGAAGAGGCACCGGCCAACGAAAAGAAGGAAGAGCCACAGGGAGCUGAGCCUGCUGGGGACGUUAAGCCCGCCGUGGAGGAGGUGAAGGAAAAGCUUCCCUUUCCAGCUCCAAUUAUAUUUCAGGCAAUCAGCGCCAAUUUUCCAGACAAGGGUACGGCACAGGAACUGAAGGAGAAGUACAUUGAGCUCACCGAGCACCAGGAUCCAGAGCGUCCACAGGAGUGCACACCGAACAUUGAUGGCAUGAAGGCGGAGAGUGUUUCCCGGGAGCGCACCAUGCACUCGUUCCACACGCUCUUCUGUCGGCGUUGCUUCAAAUACGAUUGUUUCCUCCAUCGUCACCAUGUCCAGGGUUUGCAAAACCAUGCGGGUCCCAAUCUGCAGAAGCGCGUCUUUGAAGAGAUGAAAACAUUUGCCGAUCCGUGCAGCAACUCCUGCUAUAUGCUGAUCGAUGGCAUGAAGGAGAAACUGGCGGCGGACAGCAAAACGCCUCCGAUUGACUCGUGCAAUGAGGCCAGCUCUGAGGACAGCAAUGACAGCAACAGCCAGUUCAGCAGCAAGGAUUUCAGCAAUGAGAAUACCAAGGAUAAUGCCCUUACUGUUAACGGCGCUGCCGUCGAAGAGAUAAAUACCAUUAUGGCUGAUAUGCUGGACAUUGGCAGCACGAAGGACGUCUGGACGGGGGCCGAUCAAGCCCUAUUUCGUGUGCUGCAUAAAGUGUAUUUGAGGAACUAUUGCGCCAUUGCCCACAAUAUGCUCACCAAGACCUGUCGUCAGGUGUAUGAGUUUGCCCAGAAGGACGACGCGGAGUUCAGCAUUGACGAUUUGCUGCUGGACUAUACACCGCCUCGCAAGAAGAAGAAGAAGCAACGUCUGUGGUCCCUGCAUUGUCGAAAGAUUCAACUGAAGAAGGACUCCUCGUCGAAUCACGUAUACAACUAUACGCCCUGCGACCACGCAGGUCCCUGCGACGUAAACUGCUCGUGCAUACAGACGCAGAACUUUUGUGAGAAGUUCUGCAACUGCACCACCGAAUGCCAGAAUCGUUUCCCUGGCUGCCGCUGCAAGGCUCAGUGCAACACCAAGCAGUGCCCCUGCUAUCUGGCUGUCCGCGAGUGUGAUCCGGAUCUGUGUAAUGCAUGCGGCGCCAACGAAUUCAAGCUGCAGAAGAUCACGUGCAAAAAUGUGUGCGUGCAGCGCGGCCUGCACAAACACUUGCUGAUGGCCCCCUCGGACAUUGCUGGUUGGGGCAUCUUUCUCAAAGAGGGCGCACAGAAAAAUGAAUUCAUUUCCGAGUAUUGCGGCGAAAUCAUCUCCCAAGACGAGGCGGAUCGUCGUGGCAAGGUCUAUGACAAGUAUAUGUGCUCGUUCCUCUUCAAUCUGAACAACGACUUUGUUGUGGACGCCACGCGCAAGGGCAACAAAAUACGCUUCGCCAAUCAUUCCAUCAAUCCCAAUUGCUAUGCCAAGGUAAUGAUGGUCACCGGCGAUCAUCGCAUUGGCAUCUUUGCCAAGCGUGCCAUUCAGCCUGGCGAGGAGCUCUUCUUUGACUACAGAUACGGACCCACAGAGCAAUUGAAAUUUGUUGGCAUCGAACGUGAAAUGGAAAUCGUUUAAUAGAGAGAGACUUAGCAUAACUAUGAAAUCUUAUAAUCAUAAAGGACAAAUAAAUGUAUCUAUUAGGCAC
Messenger RNA from Drosophila obscura, 2459 nucleotides. RefSeq names its product histone-lysine N-methyltransferase E(z) (gene E(z)). Lineage: Eukaryota; Metazoa; Arthropoda; Insecta; Diptera; Drosophilidae. The record is from RefSeq and is a predicted model, not a curated record. Gene Ontology annotation, biological process: chromatin remodeling. The transcript has 8 exons. Bases 125 to 2389 code for a protein of 754 amino acids. Gene Ontology annotation, molecular function: protein binding; histone H3K27 methyltransferase activity.